Messenger RNA from Colossoma macropomum (tambaqui), 2993 nucleotides. RefSeq names its product telethonin. Gene Ontology annotation, biological process: cardiac muscle contraction; cardiac myofibril assembly; sarcomerogenesis. The record is from RefSeq and is a predicted model, not a curated record. Gene Ontology annotation, molecular function: protein-macromolecule adaptor activity; titin Z domain binding; titin binding. Gene Ontology annotation, cellular component: Z disc. Lineage: Eukaryota; Metazoa; Chordata; Actinopteri; Characiformes; Serrasalmidae.
ACUAGAGUAAACCAAUCGGUAAAUGCUUAACAUGAUGUACGGGUCCCAAAAUAGCAGCGCAGCGUUAUUUAAGCUGCACUCAGCAGUGAAGCACCAUCAUUGAUUGUUAGUUAUCAGUCACACUAAAAGCUAUUAUCUAAUGUAAUUCGGGCGUAGCUGGAGAAGAUGCACUGCCUGAGCAGAACGCCCAGGUCAUACCUGGUCAACUCGUACAGUGAUGUGAAGGAAAAUGACGAGGAGGAGGAAUCGUACGAGGCCACCUGGCUGGACCUGGUGAUGGAGACGAGGCCAGAAUACAGAAACACGCUCGCCGAGAAAGACUUGUCAAGGAAGGAGAGUUACGAGCGAAAGCAGGUGGUUCAUUUCAUCGUCCGCAGAUUCCCCAACCAGACGCUUUGCAUCGGCCAAGAUGGGAUGAAGAUGCGUGAAUAUUUGCUACCUUACAAAAAUGUUCUCCCAAUACCGAUUUUCGUGCCUCGGGACGUCACAGCUCUGCACGAGACCUACCAGGAGCCGUCUCCUCCCUAUCUGCAGUCAAUCAUGGACAGUGAGAAGAGCUGGAGCGAGAAGAGAGAACCAGAGCCUGACAUGAAAGGCAAACCGCAAGUAAUCCAGCCCGACAGGGUGGAAUUCAGGGCAUCAGGCCUCAUCUCGCCGCCAAGGGACGCAGCCCAAAGGAUAUGAUAUGUGUCACUUACAGUAGACUUAAACUGAUGUUUACAGUUUUGGUACAAUACAUGUCCAAAAGUUGCACACCUGUUCAGCCAACUUCCAAAAAUCAAGGAUAUUUAUAGUAGAUUUGUCCCUCUUUGCUGCAGCAACAGCUUCUACUACUUUGCAAGGGCUUUACACUACAUGUUGGAACAUGGCUGUAAGGAUUUAACUGCGUUCAGACACGAGCAAAAGUGAGGUCAGAUACCGAUGUUGGAUGGUCAGUUCUGGAUCACUGCAACUCAUCCUGACCUCAUUAAACCUCCGGAGAACGUAGUUUCACUGCUCCACAGCCCAAUGCUAGCAGGCCUUAUAGGCCACUUACCUAUAUUUGGCACCUUAGGCUUGUGCGGCUGCUCCAGAGCUAUUCUACUGGCAAUGCCUUUCUAUGGAGAUUAUAUAACCAGUGUGUGUGCAGGUGAAAGCCUGUGCCAGUAAUGGGCGCACCUUAAAGUAGAUGAAUUCACUUAUUAGAUGGAGUGUCUGGAUACUUUUGGACAUGUAUUGUAUGUUUGUAUGGCACACAGUAGUUCCAUUUCAAGGUAUGAGGACUGUGUUAUGCUGUUGGUGCGGGGUUUACUCAAAAGGCAUGUGGUAAAAGCACAGAAUGAGUCAUUUUACAAUGAGAGGCUCUGUUGUGUCAUUUUUAAAGGAUUUAUUUGCCAGUUUGAACAGGUUAAUGAAUUUGUUUAACUUCCCCAAAUUUCCACAGAUGUCCUAGAUUGAAAGGUCACAAAGUCAGGAAUACACAACAAGCACCACACUCAACGACAAUAACAACACAGAGCAUGGACAAGUCUUUUAGCAGGUUAUAUUAUUCCUUUAGUUGGUUUGGAACAUGAUUACUGUUAGUGUAGGAGCUCCAGGUUCAACCAAUCACAGAAGGCAAUUAUUACUCAACUGUACGAAUGAUGGACUACAGAUCUUGACGGUUUCCAGUUUUAUUGAUGAUACACAUCCAGCUCUAACAAGGCGCUAAACUGUCAGAGGAAGAUGCAAGAAAGUGGAGAUGAGUGCAGCAAUGGUGGUCUACUAAUGUGUUGAAAAGAAGGUGGCUGAGCUGUAUUGCAUAAUAAUUUCUGUAAUUUGUAAUUUGCUAUCUAUCAAAAAAUAAUUAUUUUAGUGUUAUUAAUGUUGUAACGAUUCAGCAUAUUGUAUUGUCUCAUUGUCUCAUGUAUGUUAGCCUGUUAGCUUGUGUCUAGCACAUUAGCUUGGAGCUAACAUAUUAGCUUGUGGCUAGUGUGUUAGAUCAAGGCACUACAAAGCAAAGUUUACUUUUAUAUGUUGAAUGAACUGAAAAUGAAACUUUAAUAUAUAAAUAUGAGCUUUUUUUAGGCACUACUUAUUUUUACUGUAUUGAAACAUUUAUUAAAUUAAGACAUGACUAUCAUAUCGAACUGAUUCAGGAAUUUUGUCUGUUACACCUAAAGCAUGAUUCAUGUUACAUGCGUGUGCAUAAACAGUCAUACAUUUGAACAUUUGAACAUUUGAUUCAAUCAUUUCAACAGGUUCCACAUAACGGAUUUAGGAAUAUUCUGCUUAAAAAUAAUGGUUACUUGAUUUAUUUAUCAUUUAUUUAAUUCCAAAAUCAUUAGUUCAUGUUAAUGUUUGUGUUUUUCUUGGGUUAUUACUGCAUAAAUUAACUGAAUGAAAUGAACAUAAUACAAUCGAAUUCUUUCAGCUAAAUCCAAAUGUGUUGUUUUUAAAGAACAGAUUCAAGUCAGUGUAACUUGAUUCUUUUUAUUAGUUAUUUUAAUUAUUUUAUCAAAAAAAGUCAACAGGUUCCACACAUUUAAAUUAAGUACAUCCAAAUAAAUCAAUUCAUUUUCCUUCAUUUUCAAGUCUCACGAAUCAACAACUAAAAAUGAGAGGAUAAUUAUAUUUUAUUAAAUUGAGUUUCUUUAAAAAGUGGAUGAAACUCACAAAAUGAAACAUAAAAUGCAACAUAUCAAACCAACAUGAGCGCAAAGAUCGAGGAUCUACAAUGUAAAUUUCUUUUUAUAAAAUGGAUAUUUACGGUCCUAAAAUCUGAUUGGCUGAGCCAUGUUCUCAUCCUUGCACUGUCAAUGGAUUAAUCUUUGACCCCAAGCUGCUUGUGUCGACCCCCGAGUGUACUGAUGAAGUAAGAACCUAUUUUUUGUUUAAACUGAGCGGCUGACAACCUAUGUUCUUAACUAGAACUAGGCUGGUCAGCUAGCUAACAGGCUAAAAGAUAGCAAACAGCCUAAACAGCUCCAUCAUUAAUAUCACAGGUCUAAAAUAAGGAAACUUAUGAUUCACUA